GGCCAUGACCCUGAGAGGUUGCCGUACGCGGAUAAGACGUUGCGCGUGCGCAGACGCUCAGCGCUGAGGCCGGCCGGAAGCCAAGAUGGCGUAUAGGUGUUCUCCAGGCCGCAGUCUGCGCCUUGUCGCUCUCUGAGCGGGUAUUUUGUAAGGGGCUGUGGCAAACGCCCUCUCUGCCGUCAUGGCCCGGCAUCGGAAUGUCCGAGGCUAUAACUACGAUGAAGAUUUUGAAGAUGAUGAUCUCUAUGGCCAGUCUGUAGAGGAUGAUUAUUGUAUUUCGCCAUCAACAGCUGCUCAGUUUAUUUACUCACGACGUGACAAACCUUCAGUUGUUGAACCUGUAGAAGAAUAUGAUUAUGAAGAUUUGAAAGAAUCCUCCAAUUCUCUUUUGGACCAUCAGCUAAGUGGAAUUGAUCAAGCUCGUCUUUAUUCAUGCCUUGAUCACAUGAGAGAGGUACUUGGAGAUGCUGUGCCAGAUGACAUAUUGAUUGAAGCAGUUCUGAAGAACAAAUUUGAUGUGCAGAAGGCUUUAUCAGUGGUUCUGGAGAAAGAUAAAAUCCAGAAUUUGAAAGUCAAGCAUGAGGCAGCAAUACCUACAGGAAAGAUAGCAAAAGGAAAAUCGAUAGAUUCCCAGUCACCUCGAAGUGAAUCAGAUGUUGUGCCAAAAGUUGCUAAAAUGACUGUAUCUGGAAAGAAGCAAACUAUGGGAUUCGAAGUGCCUGGAGUAACUGCUGAAGAAAAUGGUCAUAAUUUCCACACACCUCAAAAAGGACAUUCUAGUGAAGAUAACACUGUCAUUUCUUCUGAUGUACUUGAGACCGUUUCCAAAUCAGCUCUUCCAUCCCACACCAUUCAAGCAUCAGAAGAGCAGAGCUCAACACCAACACCAGUGAAAAAGUCUAGCAAACUGAGGCAGCAAAUAGAUAUCAAAGCGGAACUGGAGAAGCGGCAAGGAGGAAAGCAGCUCCUCAACCUCGUGGUCAUUGGUCAUGUUGAUGCUGGGAAAAGUACUCUGAUGGGCCAUUUGCUUUAUCUUCUGGGUAAUGUAAACAAAAGAACUAUGCAUAAGUAUGAACAAGAGUCUAAGAAGGCUGGCAAAGCUUCAUUUGCAUAUGCAUGGGUCUUGGAUGAGACUGGAGAAGAAAGGGAAAGGGGAGUAACAAUGGAUGUUGGUAUGACAAAGUUUGAGACUACAACCAAAGUUAUUACAUUAAUGGAUGCUCCAGGCCAUAAGGAUUUCAUUCCAAAUAUGAUUACAGGAGCAGCCCAGGCAGAUGUAGCUGUUUUAGUUGUAGAUGCCAGCAGGGGAGAGUUUGAAGCCGGAUUUGAGACUGGGGGACAGACACGAGAACAUGGCCUCUUGGUUCGUUCUCUUGGAGUAACCCAGCUUGCUGUUGCAGUCAAUAAAAUGGAUCAGGUUAAUUGGCAACAAGAAAGAUUUCAAGAGAUUACUGGAAAGCUUGGGCACUUUCUUAAGCAAGCAGGUUUUAAGGAAAGUGAUGUAGCUUUUAUCCCUACAAGUGGUCUCAGUGGUGAAAAUCUAAUCACAAGAUCUAAAUCAAGUGAACUUACAAAAUGGUAUAAAGGACUAUGUUUAUUAGAACAAAUUGAUUCCUUCAAGCCCCCUCAAAGGUCUGUUGAUAAGCCUUUUAGAUUAUGUGUGUCUGAUGUUUUUAAAGAUCAAGGAUCUGGAUUUUGUGUAACUGGUAAAAUUGAAGCUGGUUAUGUCCAAACUGGUGACCGACUACUAGCAAUGCCUCCUAAUGAAACUUGCACUGCUAAAGGAAUCACUCUGCAUGAUGAACCUGUCGACUGGGCAGCAGCGGGCGAUCAUGUUAGUCUUACGUUGGUUGGGAUGGAUAUCAUCAAAAUCAAUGUUGGCUGCAUAUUUUGUGGCCCCAAAGAACCCAUUAAGGCUUGCACGCGUUUCAGAGCCCGAAUCCUCAUCUUUAAUAUUGAAAUUCCUAUCACUAAAGGAUUUCCUGUGCUGUUACACUACCAAACUGUCAGUGAACCCGCCGUUAUUAAACGAUUGAUUAGUGUUUUAAACAAAAGCACCGGUGAAGUGACAAAGAAGAAGCCUAAAUUGUUGACCAAAGGCCAGAAUGCAUUGGUGGAGCUACAGACACAAAGACCAGUGGCUCUUGAGCUAUACAAAGACUUUAAAGAGCUGGGAGGUUCAUGCUUCGCUACAGUGGUUCUACCAUAGCUGCUGGUGUAGUCACUGAGAUAAAAGAAUGAUGGGUCCGAAUUUCUAUCAUGUUUCUAAAAUGCAAUGAAAUAGCCAACCUCCAUUUUUAAAGAAUCCAGUUAUUCAGUUAAAGCAACAAUGUGCAACUGAUAUUUUUUUAAAUGAGAGAGAAAAUUAAAGUUAUAAUCCACUGCAAAGAAGUAUUAUUCAUCACUCCUACAAAAAUUUCAAGUUGCCAACGGGCAAAAAAAGGCUAAUACUGCACUUUCAUUUAAAAAACUAGAUUUUCCUUUGAAAUGUUAAUAAAUGGAUUUACCUUGCUGAGAUUUAUGGAAACUAUCAGAAAAAUGUGUUAGAAGACAUUGAAUUAUCAUGAAGUGAACUCUACUUCCAGCCAAACUACAGAAUGUUUACAGUUUUCUCUUUUGAUUUUUAACUCUACGACACAUUUUUAAGGAAAAAAAAUAUUAAAAUGGGUUAUUAAGGUAGUUAAUAUUUGACCUGAGCAGGUUUUUUUUUUUGUUUUUUUUGGUCAACUCUAAGAUUUGCUGAAGGUUAAAAUAAAGGUAUUUUGUGUUGAGCAUAAGAAUGUUCCUUCAACAAGCAACCAUUUGAAAGUUUAGUUUGGAAUUAGUGGAAAUUGUUCUAUGGUAACCAAGAUAUUAUUUAAGGUGUAAGGCCAGCUAAUAAAAUGCCUUAGUUUGAGCAUAA
This is a messenger RNA of Sus scrofa (pig), 2902 nucleotides long. It is a transcript of the gene HBS1L, whose product is annotated as HBS1 like translational GTPase. The record is from RefSeq and is a predicted model, not a curated record. Gene Ontology annotation, molecular function: GTP binding; GTPase activity. NCBI's taxonomy places the organism in Eukaryota, Metazoa, Chordata, Mammalia, Artiodactyla, Suidae.